AUGACGGCAGCAGAUUUUGGGCACAUCCCCAUAGAAGAAUGGCAAAAGAAAAGAGAUGAGUUGGAGAGAGCUGCCCGUAACGCGGAGCAGCCUGCUUCGGCGGAAGUCGGACAGCUGUACAGCAAUAUUGCUGGGGCGCUGGAGACUUGUGAUCGGGAAGCCAAGCAGUUACUGCUCAAGAUUGAGUGUCUACGGCCUCUGGCCCAGUCGAUAAUACUCAAACAGCCGUUGAUGCCUUCUACUGUCAAAAUACGGAAGCCCAUCUCAUAUCGACCUCUUGGAAACGGGGACAGCCGCCUGCCCAGCGAAAUACUGAUGUCAUGUGCCGAAAGCAUUGCUGUCGCGGUGGUGGAUGAGUGUAGGACAGUUAGAGAGUUAUAUAGAGUGUUGCUGUUGAGGUUCUGCCGCAGAUGUCCGGGAGAUGACUCGUCCCUGAUCGAAAUGGUAUGUCGCAGUGACGAUGAAUGGCUUGACGUCAAUCGAGCGGCAGCCGCCCUCUAUUUCCUGAGGUCCGUCGUAGCCGAGCUCGCACAGACUGAUGUCAAAACCGCGUCCUAUGCUUUUGCACUGGCUAGGCUUUUGUUAAAUGAAGUCUCAUUCAAAGACAGUCUGGAAAAGCAUAAGGCCGUCCACCAUGCUUGCAAUAAGCUCAAAGACGCAACUAACAAUGCAAUAACGGACUACAGGACAGAUAUACUACAAGAUCUAAGUAGGGUUGGCAUUCUUGUACGAACUGUUCUCCCCUGCGUCCCUUCUUCCACCCUCUCCUCUGAUACCGAUACAGCUAAGGGUUCCUAUCAAAUUGUCUUACCGACUAUCCACGUAAACCGAGGUUUGAUCCAGCGGUCGAUCUCCCUAAUGUCUCAGGCCGCUAAAGAUGAACAAGAUUCGAACGCCGCCGCACCAGGUGGCUUCUCUAUUAAUCUGAUCAAACAAUCUGGAAACAGUAUUCUCACCAGAGGAACGUCGAGUGAAGCAGUAGCUUCUCUGGUCGGCAAGCUAGCUGCUUGGGGACGGCGCACGCGUAAGUAG
Gregarina niphandrodes is the source of this 1032-nucleotide messenger RNA. RefSeq lists its product as hypothetical. Lineage: Eukaryota; Apicomplexa; Conoidasida; Eugregarinorida; Gregarinidae. The record is from RefSeq and is a predicted model, not a curated record. The transcript has 2 exons. The coding region runs from base 1 to 1032 and encodes 343 amino acids.